This is a messenger RNA of Didymodactylos carnosus, 2664 nucleotides long. NCBI's taxonomy places the organism in Eukaryota, Metazoa, Rotifera, Eurotatoria, Philodinida, Philodinidae. The record is from the annotation of a GenBank genome assembly.
AUGACUCAAGAAACAAGUGGUCAACCACAUUUAGCAAAACAAUCUCUGGAGGAUCUGGAUCCAACUAAACUCACACCAUUGACACCAGAAGUGAUCAGUCGACAAGCAACAAUUAAUAUAGGCACAAUUGGACAUGUGGCUCAUGGAAAAUCAACGGUUGUUAAGUCUUUAUCCGGUGUAUUGACUGUUCGUUUUAAAAAUGAAAAAGAACGAAACAUUACAAUCAAAUUAGGUUAUGCUAACGCUAAAAUAUUUGAGUGUGAUAAUGAAAAAUGUCCUCGUCCUGAACGCUUUCGUUCAGCUGGUAGUCUUAAAGAAGAUUCAUUUCCAUGUGAUAGACCGGAUUGUGGAGGAAAUUUCAGAUUAAUCAGACAUGUAUCAUUUGUUGAUUGUCCUGGUCACGAUAUUCUUAUGGCAACUAUGUUGAACGGUGCCGCCGUUAUGGAUGCAGCACUUCUAUUAAUUGCUGCAAAUGAGACAUGUCCUCAACCACAAACAUCCGAACAUUUAGCUGCCAUUGGAAUUAUGAAAUUAAAUUCCAUCUUAGUUUUACAGAAUAAAAUUGAUCUAGUAAAAGAAAUACAAGCAAAAGAACAAUAUGGACAAAUUAUUGAUUUUGUGAAAGGCACGAAUGCUGAAGGAGCUCCUGUGAUACCGAUAAGUGCACAAUUAAAGUAUAAUAUUGAAGUUAUAUGUGAAUAUAUAGCAAAAAAAAUUCCAAUACCAAUCAGAGAUUUUACAUCGAAACCAAGAUUAAUUGUUAUUCGAUCAUUUGACGUUAACAAACCUGGAGCAGAAAUUAAUGAUUUGAAAGGUGGUGUAGCCGGUGGAAGUAUACUCAAAGGAGUUUUAAAAAUUGGUCAAGAGAUUGAAGUACGACCUGGCAUCGUUUCAAAAGAUGCUGAAGGUCAUUUACAAUGUCGACCAUUAUUAUCAAAAAUUGUUUCGUUAUAUGCUGAGCAAAAUGUACUCGAAUACGCUGUACCUGGUGGUUUAAUUGGUGUUGGCACAAAAAUUGAUCCAACAUUAUGUCGUGCUGAUCGUCUCGUUGGUCAAGUACUCGGAGGUGUUAAUGCAUUGCCAGAAAUAUUUACAGAAAUUCAAAUUAAUUAUUUUCUACUAAGACGUUUGGUCGGAGUUAGAACAGAAGGCGAUAAAAAGGGAGCAAAAGUCUCAAAAUUGGCCAAAAACGAGAUGUUAAUGGUUAACAUUGGUUCCUUAUCGACAGGUGGUCGUGUUUUAGCUAUAAAAGAAGAUUUAGCUAAAAUACAAUUAACAAAUCCUGUUUGUACAGAAAUUGCAGAGAAAAUUGCGCUCAGCAGAAGAGUGGAAAAGAAUUUUCGUUUGAUAGGUUGGGGUGAAAUUCGCAGAGGAAGUGUUAUUAAACCUAUUUCAGAUUCAAGAAUCAUAACACCUAAAGUUGAUAAAGAAAAUUCGCGUCAGCUUUAUACUGUUCAUUUUGAGGCAAAACCAACGGACUGUGAGAAAGAGUGCCCAUCUUAUGAAUGUCCUGUAUUAGUAUAUAAUGAUCCAAUUGGUCAUAUUCGUGCAUUAAUUCGAAAUAUUGUUUGUAUAUCGUUAGUACAUGAUACAAGUCUAAAAACACUCAUCGGGAAUGAUGAAAGAAAUAUCAACAAAGUACCAUUUCCGCUCAAAGCUGAUUCUACAAAAACAGUUGAUGUUGAAAAUACUGAUUUUAAUGAAGAAAUGAAAUAUGAUUCUUAUGAUGAACAUUUGUAUAUAAUAUUUAGACGUUUACAUGGGAAACCACACAGAAACUAUAAUGAAGGUGGAGAACGUUAUAAAAUAUUUCAAUCUAAUCUAAAUCGUAUUCAAACAUAUAACGAACAAGAUGAUGGCACAGCUAUUUAUGGUGUUACACAUUUAAGCGAUCUAAGCGAGGAAGAAUUUACACAGUAUUAUUUAAAUGAACGUCUCUCUUCCGUGUCAACAUCCUCCCAUACAUCUUCAUCUAUUUAUAACGUUCAGCAUAAGUAUAGUGACAAUCCUCCUGAAUCAUUUGAUUGGAGAGAUUUAGGCGCUGUGACUGAUGUUAAAAAUCAGGGUUCAUGUGGUUCAUGCUGGGCAUUUAGUGUCACAGGAAAUAUAGAAGGAGUAUGGAAGGUGAAGAAAGGAGAAUUAAUAUCAUUAUCAGAACAAGAAUUAGUCGAUUGCGAUAAAGUAGAUGAAGGUUGUAAUGGUGGUUAUAUGACAACGGCUUAUAAUGCUAUAAUGAAUUUGUCUGGAAUUGAAAGUGAAGCAGAUUAUAAAUAUUUGGGUCGUGAACAACAGUGCCAAUUCAAUAAAACACAAGUGCACGUUUACAUCAAUGGAUCAAUCAACAUUACUCAAGAUGAAAAUGAAAUGGCUAAAUGGCUUGCUGCUAAUGCUCCGAUAUCAAUUGGUAUCAAUGCGAAUAUGAUGCAGUUUUAUUUCCGUGGAAUUGCACAUCCAAGAAAAUUUUUAUGUAAUCCGAAGGGGAUUAAUCAUGGUGUUUUACUUGUUGGUUAUGGAAAUGAAACAAAAGGAUCAAAAACUACACCAUAUUGGAUUGUGAAAAACUCGUGGGGUGGUCACUGGGGCGAGAAGGGCUAUUAUCGUGUUUAUCGUGGAGAUGGAACAUGUGGAAUUAAUACGAUGUGUUCAUCAGCUUUAAUCGAUUAA